GGCAGCUCCGAAACCAUUUCAGUUCAGUGUUAUUCAGAACGUUGUUCAGUCUACAUCAAUUUUAAUUGUGAUUUUUUCGGUAAAGUUCGUUGUGAUAAAAAUGGAAAACCCAAGCGAGUUUACUGAGAGUUGUCCUGAGUUUACCCAGGAGCAACCUACCCGCCUGCCGCGUGUGAACGAGGUGGCCCAAAAGUUUCUCGCCGAUUUGGACGAGGAACAGCCACACAACCAAGACCAACCUACCCAGGAGCAACCUAGCAAGGAGCAACCUACCAAGGAUCAACCUACCCACCUGCCGCGUGUGAACGAGGUGGCCCAAAAGUUUCUCGCCGAUUUGGACGAGGAGCGCAAGCGAUUGUCCGCGGAGUUUCCACUUUGCGCACUGCUAAUCGACGAGGCUGUGGACCGUGUCUACAGCACUGGUCAUAUUCCCGGCAAGGAGCGCUUCGCCGACGUGUACCAGCAGAAGCCGAUGAAGAUUACCCAAAAGGUCUUCGUGCCCGUUAAUCAGUUUCCCAAGUUCAACUUCGCUGGCAAGAUCCUCGGGCCCAAGGGGAACUCACUGCGUCGCCUUCAGGAGGAGAGCAAGUGCAAGAUUGCCAUUAAGGGUCGCAGUUCGAUCCGCGAUCGUAACAAAGAGGAGCAGCUGCGCAGCUCCGGCGACCGGAGAUAUGCCCAUCUUGAGAAGAAUCUCUUUCUGGAGGUCAGCACGGUGGCCCCUCCGGCGGAGUGCUAUGCCCGCAUAGCCUACGCCCUGGCCGAGAUCCGAAAGUAUCUUAAUCCAGACGAUAACGACGAGGUUUGGCACGAGCAGUACCGCGAGCUGAUGGAAAUGAAUCCCGAGAUGGCCAAGAACUCUAACGCACUCAAUCAGCCGGCCUACAGAUCUGUCUUUGAAAAGACGAUUGGAGGCAACAGAACUGGGGUUCCCAAGUACAACAACCUGAUUAAGCGAGAUAAGGAAAAUCCGCCCGAAGUCGCCGAUACGGAGGAGGUGGCCUAUAAACAUCGUAUGCCCCCCAGUCGUCCGUCUAUGCGCUUUGAGAACAGAAUACCACGACCAUCAAUAAGAACCACAAACGCUGCGCCACUUAAACGUCCAUAUCCGUAUCCGACUGACGUGAAUCGUAUGCGCGAACAUCCCAUCAAGUCCUAUAAACCCAAUCCUGCUAUAUGGACUUAGGUUAUACAAUCCGUGGGAGCACAUAAAAAAUACUUAAAACACGAAGAAAUCAGCAUUCAAAAUGAUGAUAUCAAUGAAUAAACAUUAACAUUCUAUGAAUUAUAAAAAACUAAUAAAAUAAAACGCAUUGCUUGAAUUUUAUAAAUUCUUUGCAAUCCGAUCUAACAAUAUCUUUUAAAUUCUUACUCCGUAACUUACGCUGAGUCGACACGAAAGCUUAUAAGUAAUUUAAUUUAUUCUUUAACCGAAGAGAUUUCAUGGUUUCAAACUUUUGUGUAAAAUACAAUGUCAAAUCAAAGUAUGUAACGUAAAAAAUAUGUAAAAGUAAAAUAAAACCCAACGAAAAAAUCAAAUUAUAUAUAAAUGAAUAUUCACUGUCAUAAAUUGAAAAGUAGUUGCAAAAAUACAACUACAAUUUAAACAUGCAUACGACAAGUUAUGUAAAAAAAAUAUAUAUGUUAGAUACAUAUAGUUAUAUCUUUAAGAUCUCUUCUGAGAUAAAUAAAAUUUAACGGCGCCUUUGUGACCGAUAAUCAGUCAAUAAUCACGCGAUUUAUAUCCUUCGAUCGGUGGCACACUUCAGCCACAUGCCACAUGGGAUCGUAAAACGCAAUCGAGACUAUCGCUAUGGACUUUGGACAUGGCGAAGUCAUUCGCAGACAGUGUGGGUGGAAAGUUGGGCAUUAUUUAUUGGGAUCGGGCAAGGUGGGGGCCAAACAAUUCGGCUGAUGACAUUACUCAUCUAGGAUCGAGCCGGAGACAAACAAACAAUGGCGGUGGGUGACCUCCCUCUGAUAAGCGAGUCUCGGCCACCGUAUUGUAAACAUUCUGGAUUGUAUUUAUAGCUGGCGAUCGGCAAUCUGCAUUGCACCCGCACUAUAAAUACAGAAAGACAAUUUCCGUGUGCAGGGGAGAUCCAUCCACUUGGCAACAGCGUCUACGAUCGAUACCCAUUCACCAGUAGUAAAUCACCCGUCGUAAUACACCAUGAUUUCAUAAAAAAUCGCUCAGUAAUUGUCGCGAUUUAUGUACCCAGAUCCGUGUCGAUCUGAUUACCGAAAUCAUUUGUCUGGCGAAAUACUAUAUGGAGGGAGCGUUUCCCUGUCCGUUCGAUUGGACUAAUUAACUCAAAGCCGAAAGAAAUCAACAGGAAUUUCGUCUGAUUGCGUUAAUCUUCAGCUCCAAGGUUCAUUGUCGAGCCCAGGAAUCAUUGUUUAUUAUUGGUUCUAUAUACAUACAUAGACGCAUUCAAUGCCACUGCCCUGGAUAUUUAAACAUAUGCAGGGUCAAUACACCACGAAUUUGAUUUAAGCAAAGGUUUAACUUGCUAAAAAUAUAUGAAAGAGCUUUGGCGCAAUUCGAGUAAUUGAAUCAAUAACGAUUCCGAUGAUGUGAUUAGCCUAAUCAGCGCUGCAUUGUUUGUUUGUUUAGUAUACUUCAAACUAGGUCUUCAAAUAUAUACAAAUCAAGAUGGACUCAUCAAUCGGUUAAUCGCCUUCCCUCGCCGAGCAACUUUUCCCGGACCUAAGGCUAGCCAUUUUCCACAUCGAGAUACUUUAGUUUCUGAAUUUCCCCUUAGACUACGCAUCAUGUAAUCCUAGUACAACUUGCUCGUUCCGAAA
Drosophila simulans is the source of this 2805-nucleotide messenger RNA. RefSeq names its product protein held out wings. The transcript has 6 exons. The record is from RefSeq and is a predicted model, not a curated record. Gene Ontology annotation, cellular component: nucleus. Gene Ontology annotation, molecular function: mRNA binding. Bases 101 to 1183 code for a protein of 360 amino acids. Gene Ontology annotation, biological process: regulation of alternative mRNA splicing, via spliceosome. Lineage: Eukaryota; Metazoa; Arthropoda; Insecta; Diptera; Drosophilidae.